UUGGGAUCCUUAAAAGUUAAAACAUUAUCCCUCUGGUAACCAUUUACCGGCGAACAGAAUCGGCGAUAUGGAGAAAGAGCCUCUACUUCCAUACCUAAGCCCAAGAAAGAGAAUACCGCAACCACAUCCACCCCUUUUCCCUCUCCCUGAAGACGAUGAAAUCUCUUUGCCUCUCCCUCUAACUCCUUCUGAACUUAAAGACCGCCUUAUUUUUGGCCCAUCGUCUGCCUCUCCAAGAGACCCUUCUCCUCUCCUUGAAGCCUUGACUCUUUCUCUCAAUUCACCAAGAUCCUCCACUCCUAAUCUAGAUUUUAGCUCAUUUCUUGAUUCUCCUCACUUACAACAUCACCAUCAGCAGCAGCAACAGCAAUCUUGGCUUGUUGAUCCUGAUUGUCAAUGGACAAAAACCAAUCUUCACAGGUCCAAAACUGCACCUGCUAUGGCUGUCAUCAAUGAUCUUAACCACCCUGCCAUUACCAAGCCUAAGUUUGGUUCUCAAUCAAUAGUACGCCAAGCAUUUGUUCUCUUGGUACUGUAUUUGUCUCUUGGUGUGCUUAUAUAUUCUCUUAAUCGUGAUAAGUUCAAAGGAAAUGCAACGAACCCAGUUGUCGAUGCUUUGUAUUUUUGUAUUGUGACAAUGUGUACUAUUGGUUAUGGGGACAUUACCCCAGAUAGUACUGCUACCAAGUUGUUCUCCAUUUUGUUUGUGCUGAUUGGUUUUGGUUUCGUUGAUAUUUUGCUUUCUGGGAUGGUUAGUUAUGUGCUUGACUUGCAAGAGAGUCAUUUGUUGAGGAAUGUUAAGAGGGGGGUUGAAAAGGAAUCUGCUGGUUCAUAUAUAAUUGAUGUGAAGAAAGGGAGGAUGAGGAUAAGAAUGAAGGUGGGACUGGCAUUAGGUGUCGUGGUUCUUUGUAUUGGAGUUGGUGUUGCUUUUAUGCAUUUUGUCGAAAGGUUAGGAUGGUUGGAUUCACUUUAUCUAUCCGUUAUGUCGGUUACAACUGUUGGAUAUGGUGAUAGGGCAUUCACUUCAUUGGCUGGUCGUAUUUUCGCUUCCAUUUGGUUGCUUGUGUCGACACUUGCUGUUGCUCGAGCAUUUUUGUAUUUGGCUGAGGCAAGAGUGGAUAAGCGGCAUAGGAUGUUGGCAAAGUGGGUGCUUGGUCAACACAUGACUGUCUCUGAGUUUCUUGCUGCAGACAUUGACAACAAUGGGUUUGUGAGUAAAUCAGAGUAUGCAAUAUACAAGCUCAAGGAGAUGGAAAAGGUAUCGGAGAAGGAUAUUCUACAGAUAUGCCAGCAAUUUGAUAGGCUAGACACCGGCAACUGUGGGAAGAUUACACUUGCUGAUCUCAUGGAAAGCCAGCCUUGAACAAGUCUUCUCAUGCGCUACCAAACACUAGAAAUCUCAGUGGAUUAUAGAUUGAAACCCUUGAAGGAAAUAUAGUUAAAUGAAUUGCAGUGCCUGAUAAGUUGGUCCUCUUUCCUAUUCGUCAUGGCUACCCCCAUCUCUGGAGUUCAAAGGGUCCUGAAUGGACAAAUUUCCACACGCUGUCAACUGAGUUUAGAAACCGGUUUGACUUUCAAGGUUGCUUGUUUCGGCAGCUUAGCUCCUAGCAGUCACGCUACUGGUUGUCUGGUCUAAUGACAGGGGGAUGACGAUGUGAUGAUUGGAGUAUAAAUCACUUAAUUUUGCUAGUGUAGGCCUAUCGGAUUAAUUGUUUUUGAGAUGCCAAAAAGAUGAAGCUCUGUGUAAUUCAAACAUGACUGGUUCAUGUUUAUUAUCGAAUGAAUGAAGGUGGGGCUGCUCCUUCCUCCCAUUUGGGAUAGGUUCUCUUA
Molecule: messenger RNA, 1830 nt
Organism: Populus nigra (black poplar)
Lineage: Eukaryota; Viridiplantae; Streptophyta; Magnoliopsida; Malpighiales; Salicaceae
Product: two-pore potassium channel 3-like
Exons: 2
Coding region: 68-1363 (431 amino acids)
Biological process (GO): stabilization of membrane potential; potassium ion transmembrane transport
Cellular component (GO): plant-type vacuole membrane
Molecular function (GO): potassium ion leak channel activity
Source: RefSeq, a predicted model, not a curated record